GCGCCGGCGCCAUGGCGGAGCCGGCCGGGCCCUUCUACCUGCUGCGGGCCGGGCCGGGCCGGUACCUCUGCUGGUGCCGCCCUGGCCCCGGCGGCACCGUCUAUGUAACCGACGCCCUGGAGGUCUGGGCCGCGGAGCUCGGCGCCAGCCGGCCGCUCGGCUGCCGAUGGCAGCCAGAGGAGUACGGCACGAAGCUCAGGGAGGCCUUGGGGCGGGGGGCCGCCUCGCUGCACCUGGGCGAGGGGAAGGCCACGCUGCAGCUGCGGGAGGAGGCCCCGUGCUGGUCCCUCGACCUCUUCAAGCUGCCCAUCGCCGAGGCGAGGAGCCAGCUCCAGGCGCUGGUGUUUGGCAUGGCGGGGCACAUCGAGAGCCUGGAGAGACGUCUGGGAGCAGUGGUGGAGACACUGGCACCUUCCUGCAGCCCUGAGAAGAAUGCUGCCUGGAGCCAGCAGCUCUUCCUGCCAGGUGGGCAAUUGCCAGGGAGCACCUCCCCCGGUCCCGCUAUUUGUUUGCCUUUUCUUCCCCAGGAGGCAGCUGGUCCUGUAACCGUCAGCUCUGCAACACUCUCAGUUCUCUCAGUUGUGGCUACUGUCAGCUGCCCUGCUGUCCAAGUGCCCUUCCUGGCAUGGAAGGGGCUAGGGCUCAGCCUGGUGGCUCACAGGUGUCUGGGGUGCACUCUGCUCAGACCCCAAUCCCAGGAAAAACAGGGGUGCUGGCUCAGCUUUUCCAGCGAAGAGGAAGAUCCCAGGAGAGUCUCUCAUUAACCCUGGCUUCAAAAGCAAGAAGGCACCAUCUGGAGUGGAUUUCGAGGACUCCUGACCUGUGCUGUCCUGUUCUCUGAUGACAGCCCUACCGGAGCCUUGUCACCUGUGUGGGCGGGUGGUGGAGGAGGUUUCACUGCACCCUGGGCAGUGGAUGGGGCAAGCAGGAACCAGAGAGCUGGAGCCAGCACCUGGCAGGCCUGAGCAAGCAGCAGAUCCUCAGCUGGUGCAGUGGCAUGGCCUUUGGGGGGACAGACAGGGCAGAGAUGACAGAAUUGGGGGCUUUUUUCCAUGCAGCAUUUCCCUGCUGGCAGGGGCCACCUCUCUACCUCACCUGAAAUGAACUGGUGGAGUUUUUAAGGAACUUUUUUAUCGCUAUGUAAUUAAAAGAUUGCCUGUGCUUAACUUAUUGCCAAUAAAGGUGAUUUUAGCCAGUCUCUGGGGACUGGGUCAGUGC
Molecule: messenger RNA, 1218 nt
Organism: Phalacrocorax carbo (great cormorant)
Lineage: Eukaryota; Metazoa; Chordata; Aves; Suliformes; Phalacrocoracidae
Source: RefSeq, a predicted model, not a curated record